Messenger RNA from Pocillopora damicornis (cauliflower coral), 2607 nucleotides. RefSeq lists its product as uncharacterized. Gene Ontology annotation, molecular function: kinase activity; ATP binding. The record is from RefSeq and is a predicted model, not a curated record. NCBI's taxonomy places the organism in Eukaryota, Metazoa, Cnidaria, Anthozoa, Scleractinia, Pocilloporidae.
AUGGCGUCACGGCUGUUUUGGCCUGGAGUGCGAGUCCAUUCAAGAAUUUGCUGCUCUCAUUCUCCGCGUUCUUGCGUAUAUAAAUCACUCGUUCGCUUUUACACUUCCAGCUUUAUGUCAGGAGACAUGAAAGAUCUUAACGGAGUCGAGACGAAGGAAGAAAAUAUAUCCAACUUCUUUCUCAAUGCCCAAGAAACGAAACUCAUGGAGAGUAAGUGGAAGCGAAGGUUUCUGGACACACAAUAUCGCUGUGAUGCGAUUUUCAUCUUGGGCCCUAUGGGAGCAGGGAAGACUACUGUUACAAAUAACGAGUUUAAGACCCAUCCAGGUUACAGGAAUUACGCGUACGUAGACACAGACGAAAUCAUGGGAAUGUUAAAAGGGUUUGAAUCAAACAAGGUGGAGGAAUAUUAUCCAGUCGCUCGUAAGAUUGCUAUUCAUCUUACCGACUGGAUUUUGGAGCAGAAGAUCAGCUUUGUAGCAGAGGGAACAUGUGUUAAGUAUUUGGAGCUCAUAGACUACAUGAACCGCUUAAAAUCGGUCGGCUAUCAUGUCCGCGUGAAACGCUUGCCUCGAGUUCCGCUGGACAUAAUUCUUGAAAGAGCUAAACGACGAAAAAAUCGGUUAAUUCCUGAUCACGUAGUGGAAUCGAUUUUGGAAGGAUCUAACCUUGGAAUAGAAAAACUGUACGAGUUUAAUAAGACAGAAUCGCUAUUUGAGGAUAUGGACGAACAAGAGAGAAGAGAAGAUCUAAGAUCAGUCGCUUCGUUAGAAAUUCCAUCACCAACUGCUUGAAACCUUAUGUUAUAUAAUAUAGGCAACAAGCACUUCAAGUUAGGAGGGUAGCGUGUGUCUCAGUCUUCUUCAUGGUUAUAAGUGACCUACUAAGUUGUUGGUGAUUUUAUGUGAGAGUGACAGGAAUAUGGAAUAGGAGAGUAAGUUUGGCUAAAGCAUCGUUUACUGUUUACAAACAAUAGCGCUAUAGUCAGUCACAUCGAACGGACUUCAACUACAAAAUCAUAGUCAACCAUGAUACAUGCAGGAAGUUUGACCUGUCAAAGUCUUGGACAAAAGCUAUUUUCAUUGGCUCAUGAUGUGCAGCUUAAGUCAACUAUUAGUCCAUUUUACAGUUGCUUGCUUGUCUGCCAAGUCUUUGAACAGGAGUGAGGCUGAGGUUGACCUUGUUAUGAUACAAACCUUACUGCUUUUCAAAUGCAAAUUACUUUGUUGUGAUGCUAACUAGAUACUGGUCUCUAUUACAACAUGGUUACCUUCAUGCCCACUCCAAAUCAAAGGCUUGGCAACUAAUUAUUGAUUCAUCUAGAAUUUAUCAUUGUCUUUAUUUCAUUGUCAACUGAAAUAUUUGAUGCAGUUCCUGCAUAGGCAGAGACAAUUAUUCCACUGGUGCAAAGCUCUUCUUUUGUUAUUUCAUUCCUUCUGAAAAACUGAACCAAAAGAAAAAUGUGGUUUAUCUGAGCAACAUUUUAUUUUGUUAACUCUUUGUUUUGGUCAAAGUUUUCAUAGUAAAUAGCAUUAUUUAAUUGUGCUCGAAACUUUCUUCUAUCUUUGGUGAAAGAGAUACAAAUUUUUUAAUUAUUAAAUAGCUUUGUGGUUUUGUUAUGCACAUGAGUAUGGUAUCUAAAAAAGCAUUAAUUUGUUAUUGAAAUACUAACCUUGAUGUCUAAGGUAUUCAGAAUGUUCCUUCUUUGCAACGCUUUCUAAGUUUGGCAUAAAAGCCUACAAGUGGUGUAGAACCAUUGCAAAAAAUAUUUUUGUCUUAUUCAGUAAUCAAGAGUUUUUACCAUCAAACAUGCCAAAUCCAAUAUCAGGAAGUUCUGUUAUUAUGAGAAUUGUAUUGCUAGGUAAACAAAUCAUGGUUGACGAUGAUGAAAUUCCCGAUGAAAAAUCCAUUACAAUAUUCUAAGAAGAACUCUAAAUAAAGGCCUGUGUAUAUUUGUACAUUUUUGAGCAAUCCAUUCUCUUUUUAUACCAGAAGUAAAGACAAUGUCCAGUUAACCUCUUUGUUGCCUUUUGUUCUCAAUUCACAAGUUUUCAAUUUUUGCACUUGUUAGUGAUAUGUUACAUAAGAUUGUAGAUAUACUCAUCCUCUCAUUGUUUGAAAACACAAUACUAACAUUUUGUUUCAUAGUGUGUCACAUUAUUUUCUCAUAAUUAUGGUAUGCACGUUAAAUUGAUCUUGUAAUGGGUAUUAAUUUAUUAUUCUCUUUAAUUCAAAGAGGUUGUGUAAGAACAUUGGAUGUUCACUGAGUUAGUACAUACUUUCAGAGCCAGAAACUGCAAUUUAAAGGCAGAGAAAUCUGUUUAAAAAAAAUUACAAGGUAAUUAUUAUUGCUUAGGAUAUUUAUACAGACAGUCACACUGUUUGAUCUAAGGAAUGAAAUCAUAUCAUCAAACAAAAUGAGAUAAUAACUUAAUUAAUGCUUUAUGUUAUCCAAAUUCAACUCAACAUUUUGUGGGUUGUGUAUUAUUUGCACCAUUGUAAAAUUCCUCUGGUUUUUUAACUUCUUUGUAUAAAAUCUUGAAAUUACGUUGUGUCUGUAAAACUCAAGGACUCUUCAAGGGAAAUAAAUUUAUACAUUCAAGCAC